CGAGGCCAGUCAGAUUACCUCACAUAACGUUACUCGAAAGUCGUACGUGUGUAUAAUAAGCAACACCAAAUCUUUAUUGCUCUCGGAUUAUCAUUUAUUCGCGCAAUGAAAGCACAAUAAUAAUUAACUUUAACUGCAGCCCAUCUGACUUCGAUAAAAUCUGUGGAACUCUGUAAUUCGCGUUAGUUGUGUUAUAUUGAGAGGACAAGCGGUAAAUAGAUUGGUGUCGUGUGUGAUUUUUUUGUGUGUUUCGAUUUGGUAGUUCCGAUUUCGGUGAAGUAAUCUUGAAUCGAGAAUCGAACGAACAGUGAUUCGCAGGCGGCCUGUCGUCUGAGAGAGCCGUGAAACUGGUUACUGGGUUACUCCUCAGGCGAUUGUUUGACGAUACAAAUUCACAAUGGCCCACCAUCAACAUCACAACUUCGAAGUAGACGGAGUGGACGAUGACGAGGUGCCGAGAAACAAAUGCAGGACAUGUUUGAAACAGAAUACACUGACAAUAGCCACUGUUGUGGGUGUGAUCAUGGGUGCCAUAUUAGGAAUAAUUCUGAAAUCAACGAAAGACAAAUGGUCAGAACGAGAAAUCAUGUACAUAGGAUAUUUGGGCGAAGUAUUUCUCCGGAUGCUGAAAGCUUUAAUACUACCACUCAUAAUAUCGUCUUUAGUAUCAGCAAUCGCCAGCUUGGAUUUAUCGCUUUCCAGGAAAAUAGCAUUCAGAGCUAUAGCAUACUAUCUGACGACUACUUUCGCCGCCGUAGUGUUAGGGAUCAUCAUGGUGGUUGCAAUAAGACCGGGUGUAGGUCACACAGAGAUGGCCACCAAACAAAGCGAAGACACUAGGAAUGUUACGACGGUGGACACACUUCUAGAUUUAGUGAGAAACAUGUUUCCACCAAAUGUAAUGGAGGCUUGUAUAUUCCAGACCCGCACAGACUUGACAUCACCGUCUCCAAAUGUGACAGACGUAUACAAAUACAAUAUCAGCUUCGAAACAGUACAGAACACCAACAUUCUAGGCCUUGUAGUGGUUGCUGCAGCGCUAGGUAUAGCAAUCGCCCAAUUAGGCGAAGAAGCCCGUACAAUGGCAAACUUUUUCCACAACCUGAUGUCAGUCAGCAUGAAGAUUACAUCGUGGGUGAUCUUCCUAUCACCAGUAGGAAUAUUUUUCCUUGUGGCGGCCCAGGUAUUACAGAUGGACGACAUAGGAAGUGUCAUGAGCAGGCUAGGAUUCUAUUUCGGCACUGUAUGUCUUGGAUUAGCGGUCCAAGGAUUCAUCGUGUUACCGCUGCUAUAUGUGGCACUUACUAGGAAAAAUCCAUUCACGUUUAUUUCAAAUAUGGGGGAAGCCAUCGCUACAGCAUUUGGAACUGCUUCAAGUUCAGCUACGUUACCGCUAACCAUCCGAUGCCUCGAAGACAAAAACGGCGUCGACCGUCGCGUAGCCCGUUUCGCCCUCCCAAUUGGUUCCACGAUCAACAUGGACGGCACGGCCCUUUACGAGGCUGUGGCCGCCAUCUUCAUAGCCCAAGUGAACAACGUGCCCUUGGACAUCGGCACCCUCAUAGCCAUCAGUAUCACAGCUACGGCCGCCAGCAUAGGAGCUGCUGGUAUACCCCAAGCAGGUGUCGUUACCAUGGUCAUGGUUCUGGAGACCGUCGGACUGCCCGCCAAAGAGGUCGGACUCAUCCUUGCCGUUGAUUGGCUGCUUGACCGUUUUAGAACAGCUAUCAACGUCAUGGGUGACGCGUUUGGUGCCGGAAUUGUUUACCACAGAAGUUUGAAAGAACUUGGCUUAUUAGAACAAUCAUCGGAAGAAGAAAAAUUCCAAGUGGACAAGAAUAAUCAUAUUGACGAAACUGCCCAAUGA
Phaedon cochleariae (mustard beetle) is the source of this 1867-nucleotide messenger RNA. Lineage: Eukaryota; Metazoa; Arthropoda; Insecta; Coleoptera; Chrysomelidae. The record is from the annotation of a GenBank genome assembly.